UAGAGGUUGAUAUUGUACUGUUCUAUUAACCUUAAAUAUUAAGCUGCAGUCCUAGGUAGAUAGAUAGAUAGAUAACAUAACGCAGCUUAGAAGCAAGUUGUGAGAAGUCAACACCAACCAGAAACAUGUCUCCGCAUCAUCUCAUUCUAUCCUCAAAGUUGAUGACUACACCCUGUCUCAAAAUCAUCACCUCCCUAUUCCUUUUUUCUCUCUUCUACACCAUUGUUUCCACCUUCUUCACCUCACCUUCAUCUUCACCUUCACAUGAACUCCAUCAACACUUGCAAAAAUCUCACUUUGAUUUCUGCCCAAGUAACUACACCAAUUACUGUCCAUGUCAACACCCCAAAAGGCAAAAACGCUUCCGCAAAGCAAAACAAUUCCGAAAUGAGCGUCACUGCCCUCAAAGCACUGAGAAGCUGAGGUGCCUCAUUCCAAGCCCCGUGGGCUACCAAAGCCCGUUUCCAUGGCCUAAGAGCAAGGAGAGUGCAUGGUUUUUUAACGUGCCUUUUCCUAAGCUUGUGGAGUAUAAGAAGUCACAGAACUGGGUCAAGUUGGAAGGUGACCGUUUUGUGUUUCCUGGAGGUGGCACUUCGUUUCCCGAAGGAAUCAAGGGUUAUGUAGGUGCUCUAAACCGUCUUCUUCCUGUGCCUUUGGAAUCUGGGGCUAUUAGAACAGUUCUUGAUGUUGGUUGUGGGGUUGCAAGCUUUGGAGCUUCUCUAUUGGACUAUGAUAUCUUGACAAUGUCAAUUGCGCCGAGUGACGAACACGAUGCUCAAGUACAGUUUGCUUUAGAAAGGGGACUUGCAGCGAUGCUUGGAGUACUAAGCAUUCAUAGGCUAACAUUCCCUUCAAGAUCAUUUGACAUGGUUCAUUGCUCUAGAUGCCUUGUGAAAUGGACUUCUUACGAUGGACUAUACCUAAGAGAAAUUGAUCGGAUUUUGCGUCCUGGUGGAUUUUGGGUACUGUCUGGGCCACCCAUAAAUUGGAGGGUAAACUACAAAUCGUGGAAAAUAGAACCUCAGGUGUUGGAAAAGGAGCAGAACAUUCUAGAAGAGCUUGCUAUGCAACUGUGUUGGGAAAAAGUUGCUGAGAGAGAACAGAUUGCUGUCUGGCAAAAACCCAUAAAUCAUAUCAAAUGUAUACAAAAGCUGAAGACUCGGAGAUCCCCCAAUUUUUGCAACUCAUCUGACCCUGAUGCUGGAUGGUAUACCAAAAUGACUGCAUGCAUUUUUCCUCUUCCAGAGGUGAAAGGUGUCCAUGAAAUAUCUGGUGGAGUUCUUGAGAAAUGGCCUCUGAGGUUGAACACUGCUCCACCGAGGGUUAGAAACGAAAAUACUGAUGGUGUCGCACUCAAAAGUUAUAUUGAAGAUAAUCAAACGUGGAAAAGGAGAGUAUCCAAAUAUGGGAUGAUGCUUAAAUCCCUCUCUUCUGGUAAAUAUCGAAAUGUUAUGGAUAUGAAUGCUGGCUUUGGUGGAUUUGCGGCUGCAAUGGUGAAAUUUCCAGUUUGGGUUAUGAAUGUUGUUCCCUUUGAUGCAAAAAGCAACAAUCUUGGCAUUAUCUAUGAACGGGGUCUUAUAGGAACUUACAUGGAUUGGUGUGAGCCCUUUUCAACAUACCCACGAACUUAUGACUUGAUACAUGCUAGUGGUGUAUUCAGUAUGUAUAUGGACAAGUGUGACAUUACUGAUAUUCUUGUGGAGAUGCAUCGAAUUCUUCGUCCCAAAGGAGCUGUAAUUAUAAGAGAUCAUGGAGAUGCAAUUCUUAAAGUAAAAGAAAUAACAGAUAAAAUAAGAUGGAAAGGAAAGGUGGUGGCUGGUGAUGAGGAUGGAGCUUUUCAUACAGAAAUGAUCAUGAUUAUUGACAAUGCUGAUUAAAGUAAUUAUAUUGUUAGUCCUAUUAAUAGUAGAACCUUUGUUCAUUUCCUCUAGGCUAGCUUUGGAUAGAUCAAUUUUGCAGAAUCAUUAUUUUAGUAGUUUCUUAAACUUUAUUUUAUACAUUGAAGGCCCAAGCAUGCACAUGGAUAGAGGAGGACAUGUGGCCAUAUAGAAAAUAAACCUCACUCGGGCUUUAUUGUUUUGAUAAAUGAUAGAUUAUCAUUGAUUCAAGAAGUGAACGAAGAAAAAUACGGCAUAAGAAGCCAAACUACCAACAAUCUCUAUUAUAAAAUGCAUAACAUAGUGACACC
Abrus precatorius (Indian licorice) is the source of this 2188-nucleotide messenger RNA. RefSeq names its product probable methyltransferase PMT19. The record is from RefSeq and is a predicted model, not a curated record. Bases 126 to 1877 code for a protein of 583 amino acids. Lineage: Eukaryota; Viridiplantae; Streptophyta; Magnoliopsida; Fabales; Fabaceae. Gene Ontology annotation, molecular function: methyltransferase activity. Gene Ontology annotation, cellular component: trans-Golgi network; endosome; cytoplasm. The transcript has 6 exons.